AUGGGUAACUUCUAUGGUUUGCGGGGCACAAGGCUCAACAUCGCCAUUGCUGUGAUCGCCGGAACAGAUUUCGCCCUUUUUGGUUAUGACCAAGGUGUUAUGGGAGGACUGUUGACUUUGAAGUCCUUCCUCAAGUACUUUCCUCAGAUCGAUGUCGCUUCUCGGACCGGUGCUGCCGCGAGCAGGGCCUCGAAUGUACAGGGUAUCACCGUUGGUGGCUAUACGCUUGGCUGCUUCUUUGGCGCCGUCGCUACGAUAUGGCUCGGCAACAUGCUUGGCCGUAAGAAGACGAUCAUGGUUGGCUCUUCUAUCAGGCUCAUCACUGGAUUCGGGAAUGGUAUGAACACCUCCACAGUCCCGACAUGGCAGUCCGAAACUUCCAAAUCCCAUAGACGUGGGCAGAUGGUUAUGAUAGAAGGAUCUUUGAUCGUGUUUGGUGUAAUGUUGUCCUACUGGAUUGAUCUGGGUUUCUCCUUCCUGGAUCACUCCUCGAUUGCUUGGCGAUUCCCAAUCGCAUUCCAAAUCAUUCUAGCAUUAUUCAUCUUGGCGGGUAUUCCUGGUCUCCCCGAAUCGCCGCGUUGGCUAGCACUGAAGGGCAGAGAUGCCGAAGCGCUGCAAGUGCUUGCUGCUCUCUCUGACCUCCCAGAAGAAGACCAAAGUGUUCAGGACGAAUUCAGGGCCGUCAAAGAUACUGUCUUCGAAAUGGCAAGGGGCAGCUUUUCUGAUGUCUUCAAAACGAACCGAAACCGCAACCUACACCGCACGAUCCUUGCCUAUGUCAAUCAGAUGUUCCAACAAAUCAGUGGAAUUAAUAUCAUCACAUAUUACGCAGCCACCAUCUUCGAGAACAACAUCGGCCUUUCUCCGUUCCUCAGUCGACUGCUAGCUGCGCUCAACGGCACGGAGUACUUCUUCGCAUCAUUCAUCGCCAUCUUCACCAUCGAACGCUUCGGACGGCGGAAACUCAUGCUGUUCGGCGCCGCCGGCCAGGCUUUGUCGAUGGCUGUACUGGCUGGAACCACUUCAGUCAAAGGGAGCAGUACUGGUAUCGGCGCAGCUGUCUUCCUCUUCGUUUUCAACUCGUUCUUCGCGGUCGGUUGGCUCGGAAUGACAUGGCUAUACCCUGCUGAGAUCGUAUCACUCGAUAUCCGUGCUCCAGCCAAUGCCAUUUCAACCACCGCAAACUGGAUAUUCAAUUUCAUGGUCGUCAUGGUCACCCCAGUCGCCUUCAACUCGAUCGGAUACAAGACCUACAUCGUUUUCAUGGCCAUAAACGCCUUUAUGGUGCCUUGUGUGUACUUUUUCUUCCCAGAGACCGCCUACCGAAGUUUGGAGGAGAUGGACGAGAUCUUCCACAAGGUUCACGGACUUCGUGGUGCCCUCGACGUGGUCAAAGUUGCACGAGAGCAACCUCACCGCUACGGAAAGAAGGGAGAACUUCUCAUUCCGUGGGACGAUACAGAGGAAGCACGAGAUGUGGCUCGUAGACGCAGCUCUGUGGUGGCACCAGGUGGCGGUCGUGCCGGUCACGACAUCGAGAAAGCUCACGGCUCAGAUGAUGAGGCUGGCGAGAAGAAGGAGAUUGUGUGA
Messenger RNA from Recurvomyces mirabilis, 1590 nucleotides. RefSeq lists its product as uncharacterized. Gene Ontology annotation, cellular component: membrane. The coding region runs from base 1 to 1590 and encodes 529 amino acids. The record is from RefSeq and is a predicted model, not a curated record. NCBI's taxonomy places the organism in Eukaryota, Fungi, Ascomycota, Dothideomycetes, Mycosphaerellales, Teratosphaeriaceae. Gene Ontology annotation, biological process: transmembrane transport; carbohydrate transport. The transcript has 9 exons. Gene Ontology annotation, molecular function: carbohydrate:proton symporter activity.